Messenger RNA from Cavia porcellus (domestic guinea pig), 2074 nucleotides. RefSeq names its product UDP-GlcNAc:betaGal beta-1,3-N-acetylglucosaminyltransferase 3 (gene B3gnt3). NCBI's taxonomy places the organism in Eukaryota, Metazoa, Chordata, Mammalia, Rodentia, Caviidae. Gene Ontology annotation, molecular function: N-acetyllactosaminide beta-1,3-N-acetylglucosaminyltransferase activity. Bases 260 to 1393 code for a protein of 377 amino acids. The transcript is spliced from 4 exons. Gene Ontology annotation, cellular component: Golgi membrane. The record is from RefSeq and is a predicted model, not a curated record.
ACUCCGCGCAGCUGGGGUCUGCUUGGGUGUGGGCGGGCGGGGAGCGGGGCGGGAAGCAGCCGGAGGGCGUGGUCGUGGGAUCCCUGAAAACCCGUCCUCCUGCGAAGCGGAGGAGCUGGAGGCCGGCGCGCCCGGGGGUGCUGUUGGGAAGACUGAGGAAACUCCAGCCCGGCACUUGAAUCCCAAGACUGUUUGAGCCGUGCAUGUGCGGCCGGCCUCUCCUUCCCCGCAGGCGCGCUUGAGGGAUCCGGCCGCCAGCAUGCGCCGGCCGCGGGCGCUGCGCUCUGGCUGGAGCCUGCUGCUGGCGCUGGGCGCCGUCACCACGCUCGUGCUGCUCAGCCUGCACGCCAGGCCCAUGUCCUCCCUGCAGACCAGGAGCCCGCGGGACGCGCCCGAGACCACGCAGGCCCCCAAGACCCCGGCUCAGCCCCCCGCGCGCCCCCGGCCCGCCCCGUGUCUCCCCAACACCUCGCUGGCCGCGCACCCGGACUUCGCGGCGCAGCCCACGCACGUGCGUGACUUCCUGCUCUACCGGCACUGCCGCGACUUCCCCACGCUGCAGGACGCGCCCGCCGCCAAGUGCGCGUCGCGCGUGUUCCUGCUGCUCGCCAUCAAGUCCUCGCCCGCCAACUACGAGCGCAGGGACGUCGUGCGGCGCACGUGGGGCCAAGAGCGGCAGGUGCAGGGCCUGGCGCUGCGGCGCCUGUUCCUGGUGGGCACCGCCGCCCACCCGCACGAGGCCGCCAAGGUCAACCGGCUGCUGGCGCUGGAGGCCAGGGAGCACGGGGACAUCCUGCAGUGGGACUUCCACGACUCCUUCUUCAACCUGACUCUGAAGCAGGUGCUGUUCCUGGAGUGGCUGAAGGCCCGCUGCCCCAACGCCAGCUUCCUGCUCAACGGCGACGACGACGUCUUCGCGCACACGGACAACAUGGUCACCUUCCUGCGCGACCACAACCCCGAGCGCCACCUGUUCGUGGGCCACCUGAUCCAGGGUGUGGGCCCCAUCCGCUCGCCCUGGAGCAAGUACUUCGUGCCGCGCCUGGUGAUGGCGGCAGAACACUACCCGCCCUACUGCGGCGGAGGCGGCUUCCUGCUGUCCCGCUUCACGGCCCACGCCCUGCAGCGCGCGGCCUCCGUGCUGGACCUGCUGCCCAUCGACGACGUCUUCCUGGGCCAGUGCCUGCGCCACCAGGGCCUGCGCCCUGCCUCGCACAGCGGGGUGCGCACGGCCGGCCUGCAGGCGCCCUCCGACCGCCUGUCCUCCUUCGACCCCUGCUACUACCGCGAGCUGCUGCUGGUGCAUCGCUUCCUGCCCUACGAGAUGCUGCUCAUGUGGGAGGCGCUCCACAAGCCCGACCUGGCCUGCGGGCGCCAGACUCGGGUCUACUGAGGCAGCCCCGGCUCAAAGGACAACACCUUCCUCCCGGGAAGCCGAGACCUCGGCCUUCCUAGAUAAGCUGAGCCGAAGGUGGGCCAGAGAGAGUUGGAUGUGCAAGACCACACUAAUCAACUCCUACGCAUCCUUCAAAACCCACUUGAUACUGCUCACACUGUGCUCCCUAGACUCUAGGGCAUGGGAACCUCAGAAAAUGGCACCAGCACCUUGCUGAGGUGCGGAAUGACAAGCAGCACCUCUGCUAGGGACCCCGUGGAGGACAGCAUCACCUCCCAGGGCUGAGCCGAGACCCCAAGCUACUCCCGGAAAGCCAGGCAGAGUCAAUGCUGGAGUUCAAGGCCAGCCAAGACUCCAGGGUUCGCGGAAGGCUGAAGGGAGUAUUUUGGAGCCAGGAGAGAGGGGCACCGAGUCUCGGGUGACGAGGACGGGGUCUCACACCCGUCCCUGCACACAGGGUAAAGGGCUCCACUGGGGACCGAGGAGGGAGGGGCACGGGGCUGUCCCAUACCUGUGUCCUGAGGACACCAGGGAAGCCCUGGGCCGGGCGUCUCCACAGCCCCACCCCACGCAGACCCGGAGUCUGACUAAGCAGUGACCCGUUCCCCAAAGCCCGCAGGCACUGCGGAGACUGGGGGCGCUGGGCACGAGUUCUCAGGGAAUAAACCACACGUGCAA